GCUGCUUGUUUGUGAGUGUGACGAAGUGGGACUGUUCUUAAUGUUUCCUCUGAAUAGUGUGGGUGUGCCUCAGUUUCCCCUAGGCAGUUCUUAAGUAUCUAGGGGGUGGGGUAAGGGUGUAUGAUCAUUGCAGAGCCCUAGAGGGCAGGUGUGUGCAGGAGUCUGGACACAGAGAAUGGCCGACACCCUGUUUCCUGGCAACUGAUGGCCUGGGCCCUUCCCCCCUGCAAGGUGAGAGCUAAAGGGUUGGAGAACAAAGGAAUCAGGUGACCACCUGGCCCGGGAAAGGAACAAAGCCCAGAGGAGGAGGGGCUGGAGGGGGUUUUCAGUUUGGGGCUGGCUGGGACAUGGAGUGAAGUGCAGACGUGGUUGUCUGGCUCACUGCCCCCAGAAUGGACCCAGCUGAGGGGUCCCGUUCUCUGCACCUGCAAGCUCUGUUUUAGACCAUGUUCCUGUCGUCUAAUAAACCUUCUGUUUUACUGGCUGGCUGAGAGUCACGUCUGACUGCGAAGUUGGGGUGCAGGACCCUCUGGCUUCCCCAGGAGCCCCGCCUGAGCAGACUCGCUGGGGGAAGCGCACGGAGGGGCAGAGGAUGCUGAAUGCUCCGAGGCCAGACCCAGGAAGGUGGAAGCUGUGUGAGCUGUGUGUCCUGAAGACAGGCUGCUCACAGAAAGGAGACUACCCCAGAGUCCUGACUGACUUCAUGGGGAGCAGUUCCAGAGCAUCGCCCAGGGACUCCGUGACAGCUGUUCCGUGCCCACUGCAGGAGGAAGGGCUGGCAGGAGGCGUCGGUGCUCUGCAUCAUUUACAGCUUUGUGGGCAGCAUGUGCAACACGAUCGGGGCACUCCUCGCCAAGCAGCUUACCAUCCAGGUCUUCACAGGGGCGUACAUGGUUGCUGUCGACAUCAUUCACUUCCUGCUGACUCUCUUUCCUGUCUGCGCGUCCAACCCCAGACCCGCACCAGAUCUGCCCGGCAGGAGGAAGAGGAGGAGGAGACAGGUGAGGAGCAGCCUCCUUGCCCUCGCUCUCCCCCUGUGCAUGGGCGCCGGCUGGUACGGCCUGGCCAUGGCUGCCUCAUCCUGCCCCGAGGAGUUCCACGGUGCACAGAGGAGACUGCUUGGGACGGUGCUUCAGGAGAACACGGAAGUGCUGGGCUUUGCUCUGGGGAUGCUCGCUGCGCUCAUCGCCUUCACGGCCAGGAUCCCCGCACUCUCUGGAGCGUGCAGAGGGAGGCUGUCUCCAGCGACCCAGCUCUGGGCCAGCAUCCCCUCGGCCCUGGCCAGCGUCCUGUAUGCCGCGGCCAUUGUGACUUACGACCAGCGGCCCGCGUACUUUGUGCGAGCCGUGCCCUGGCUCCUGCUCGCCCUGGGCUCUGCUGCGCUCGACGUGGCUAUCGCCUGUCUGUCCUGCUUGAUGAAAAGCCAGAUGAGCUGGCUGGGCCUUGGGGCUGAGGCAACCGAGACCCCGGACACGUGGGCGCUGCUGGCCCAGGCGGAGGAGGAGGAGGAAGAGCCGAAGGGAGCCGAAGAGGAAAAGGCCCCCAACUGGCUGCAGCUGAGCAUGUUCCCGGCCCCCCCGGCGCUCCGUGAGGGGGCUGCCGUCGGUCGCCGCCUGGAUCUCACCAUCGAGCAGGUGCAGCCGGCUGGCCGCGGUGCAGUGAGGCUGCCGGGAGAUGGACAGACGAGUGCUGCAGACCCCGCCCUGCCGAAGCCCCCUGCCUACCCUCCAGUCCAGGUCAUCCACGCCAAGCUCUCCCCCUCCAGCUCCUCAGUCGUCUCCUCCAUUAGCUCCGAGCUCGAGUGGGACUUCGAAGACAUGAAUCUUCAGUGGAACAGAAACAGCACCGAGGCGCCAACCAUCCAGCCCAGCCGCAGCUCGCUGCUGAAUGCAGGCUUCGGAUUUGAUGUGAACGCCUUCAAACAAACCGCAGCUGCUCUCAGACUGUGUGAUAAUGAUGGCCCCUGGGCAGAGAAAUCAUAGCAGGUAACUCAAGCAACCAGCAGAAGAAAGAUGCUGUGUAGAAGAUCCCUGGAGGUCCAGGCUACAGCAGUACUGUGGGCCAGAUCCGGGGGUGCAGCUGGUUUACUGAGGGCAGGGAGUGGGUGCAAAUGUAGCUCAAAUCUCACCUGUGUACUUCCCUGAUCCUGCUGCAGCUUUGUGCAGGGCGGCUUCUUCUGCACUGGGCUGGAGCAACCUGAAGGCCACUCAAACAGACCCUGUCUGCAAACAGCCCCAAGGAGCUGCAAACGUAGCUGGGAUUCAGAAUGGCCUGGAGUGUCCUGGCCACGGCCCUGUUCCUCUUUUCCCUGCUGCACUUGCAGUGGGGGCGGGGAAUGGCAGAAGAGCCCCAUAGUCAGCGUUCUUCUGCCAGAGACUCACUGUGACGCUGGGGCAACCCACCCCUGGCCCUUUUAAAAUGGGGGGGCUUACACUGACUGCACCUCACUGGGAAUGCUGCUGUGUCUGCACUAAUCAGGGCUGAAACGCUCCUAUUGCCUUGUGAGUAUAACUGACCCUUGUGGGGAGGGAGGGCAUGGGGGCAGUUUCCCCGCCCUGGCACCAUUUUAAGUCACGCAGCCCCGUAGCAAAGGUCGGGUUGGCCGUAGCCCAUCGAUCAGGGUUUCCAGCCCUGCUCCCCGAGCUUCAGGGAUGCACUUCUCACCGCGUCCCUGCUGGUGCCAGAAGGGGGAAUGUGCCCUGACAGGUCAGUAACAGGAGCGCGUCCAUCUCCCUGGCCGGAGUCGGGACUUCAGAGCUGCCAGUCCCAGGACAAAUUCAGAGGAGAAAUAACGUGCCGAUGUUUGACCACGAGGGUAACUGACCGGCGUUGCAGCGCUUCUCCAUUACAUCCAGAGAGGGUUUCUGGCCGAUCUGCUCUGGUUCAGCCCCGCCACUUGGACUGAGAGCGGGGAGUAGCUCAGGGGAGUCCUCGGGCCUGUGCUGGGCAGGUCACAACAGGCCCUUCUGGCCUGGGCAUCCCUGUGUGGCUCCUCUCAAACAGCAGAUUCAGACUCACCAUCCAGCGCCCUGGCUGGCGUGAGCGGGUGAAGCACAGACUGCCGGUGCUGCAUCACUUCCGCUAACAGUGCAUGUGGCCCCCUUUACAGGCCUCCCUUUAUCUGCCUGUAACUGGCCGGAUUCUGACCGGGCCUUGCCUACACGAGACAGGGUUAGCUGGUGUGGCGGGACAGGCAGAGCGACGCUGGCUCCCACCAGCUCCUGGCCCGGAAGAAGCUCUGCUGUUUCUGGGUUGCCUGCGCCCGCGCGAGGGUGGUUGCUGCCCAGGCUGUGUCAGCUGUGUGUGUGCGGGGGGGUUGUCACAGUCCCACUACCACAGCUGGGCUGGCCUUCGGCCUGGGAAAGAGCUGCAGCGGGACGCAGGUUUGGAAUCCCUGUUUCCUUGGCCAGUUGGGGUGCCCUGUCGCCCCGGGGGCCCCCCUCGUGCUCCGUAGCCUUGGUGCUGUGGGCUCUUGGUAUCACAGGGCCCCCGCACGCAGAUCACUGGUGUCUGAAAUACGGCUUGGUCGAGCCCCAAGCCCCCCUUUGUCUGCACCUUUUCGCGCCGCUCCUCCUAGCGCAGAGAGGCUGCUAGGAGUGGGAUCGCAGCCGGCCGGCGGGCUGCGCCCCAGGGAUAGCUGUGAGGGCUGAACGCUGGGGCGGGGCGCUGUUGUGACCCGAGAGGAUGGUGUGAGAAGCCGGCAGAACGCCUGUGUGCGCUGGGUGCGGCAAGGCGGGGGUGCAGCUGGGAGGUUUCAGGUCCCGCACUGCAGCGAACAGCAGGAGGGUGCGUCCCGCCCUGCCAUCUCCACUGUGUGAACGUGGAGCCAGCUCUGCGGCCGGGCAGGUGCUCAGGAAGAGGCGCUGGGGCAGAGGGGUAAUGCCCGGCUCGCUUCAGCUGGGAGGAGCCGGCCCAGGCAGGUGUGGGUGGGAAAGGCUCUCCUUCUCUGUUAUGCUGUUGGGUCUUAGAGCAUCACCUAUAGACCCCUAUAGACCGUUCCAGGCGGAGGGGUCACAGGCUCCCUUCGUCACAUUGCGGUGGGAGAUUGCCAUCCCAUGACCGUGUGCCCUGGCUGUUCUGCCCCUUCUGCUCCCCAGAGUCCCUCGCGGCUCUGCUCCAUUCCCACGGCAAAGCUGGAACCCCUCCGCUCUGCACCGCCACCCACAGGCAGCUGUGCCCAGGGCCCUGAGCCCAGGCUUGGGGCUUGUUGAGCACCAGGCCCGAGGAGCUGCUCCUGCGUACCAAAGGCACAGCAAACGGGAGGGCGGCCUUGCUGUGCAUUCCUAGGACACUGAGCUGCCCUCACCCUGGGGCUCCACUCUCCUCACCCCUGACUUCUGGGAAUGCAGCACAUGCGAGAAGACGACAUCUGACUAGAGCGCCUGGCCUUCUGUCGCUCACGAUCUGAUCUCGCAGCCCCAGCCUGCCUGGCGCUGCUCCUCUCCAGGUAGAUGACCCAUCUGGCAGCUGCCUCGGGCAGCGAACAUACACAGUUGUUCAGGGAGCGAGUGGCUGUGACCUGCGCUGGGUCAGACGCUCCUUUUGCUCAGAACAGCAAAACAUUCCCGAGCCAGUGCUGAUAAGAAACCUCCACAUUAAUAUUUCUAAUGGCUGGAGAUUAAUUGCCUGGUAGUAAAGCUCAGAAAUCCAGACAAUGCAAAGACUGGAAACCCAGGGAAAGGAAAUUCUUCUGCUGUAUUGCCUUUUCCUAUUCAGAUAAUGCACAAUAAAAUAUGAGCGUGCAAGUCAG
This is a messenger RNA of Caretta caretta (loggerhead turtle), 4750 nucleotides long. RefSeq names its product transmembrane protein 44 (gene TMEM44). NCBI's taxonomy places the organism in Eukaryota, Metazoa, Chordata, Testudines, Cheloniidae. The record is from RefSeq and is a predicted model, not a curated record. Gene Ontology annotation, molecular function: basic amino acid transmembrane transporter activity.